UUUUCCUCCACAGCUACACCUCAUCCAGGUGGCUUUAAGUGCUUCACAUGUGAAGACGUGGAAGAUAAUUAUGAGUGUAAUCACUGGGCACCAGACGUGUACUGCCCAAAAGAUUCCAGGUACUGCUACACAUUCCACAUGAUGGACACCCAGUGGAACAGCGUGUCUGUCACCAAGCGCUGUGCGGCCCUCGCUGACUGUCAGAUUUCUGGCUGUGCUGAUGUCAGUGAUAAUGGCUAUCACGGCUGCUCAUCUUACUGUGAAGGUAACAUCUGCAACUUGCUGGUGCAGAGGAAUGAAAGCAACGCCAUUUUCUCCACGUCUCCUCCUCUAGUCAACUUGAGCAGAAAGCUUCUUCCUGCAAUGAUGACCUGCAUCAUCAGCAGCGUUAUCACAGUGAAUCAUACAGCAAAGACAAGCAUUUGUGGAACAUAGUACAGGUUACUUCCCAGCUGAGGCUGGUGCCCAUUUUACAGCUGGGUAGACUGACACAAUGCAGAUUAAGUGUCUUGUCCAAGGACACAGGUAACACAAGUGGGAUUCAAAUCCAGGUCAGCAUUAUUGACAGGCCAGCUCCUUAUCCACUCAGCUACCUGCACUGAUAAGCAAUAUUGUCACCAGUCUGUAAUUUACUUAUGUAAACAUACAUACAAAAGGGACAGAAUGAUAAAUGAUUAGAGCAGGCACCCCUCAAAAACUGCAUGACCAUGCAGAACUUAUUCUUGUGGGACGACAACUUCAGCAUUGGCUCUAUUAACUGUACAUUCACUUGGGUUGAGGUCAGAUAGCUAACUUGCCUGUUACA
Messenger RNA from Thalassophryne amazonica, 805 nucleotides. RefSeq names its product ly6/PLAUR domain-containing protein 6-like. The record is from RefSeq and is a predicted model, not a curated record. The annotation marks the transcript as partial. Gene Ontology annotation, biological process: positive regulation of canonical Wnt signaling pathway. Gene Ontology annotation, molecular function: acetylcholine receptor inhibitor activity. NCBI's taxonomy places the organism in Eukaryota, Metazoa, Chordata, Actinopteri, Batrachoidiformes, Batrachoididae. The transcript is spliced from 3 exons.